Molecule: messenger RNA, 207 nt
Organism: Macrosiphum euphorbiae (potato aphid)
Lineage: Eukaryota; Metazoa; Arthropoda; Insecta; Hemiptera; Aphididae
Source: the annotation of a GenBank genome assembly
AUGUUGCCAACACUGGGCGCAAUACCGAAAUCCAGGUUGGCAUUAACGUUCUCACAAGUGAUGACGGCCCGUCAGAUUGCUUUGCGUUUGAAAGAAGCAUUUGAAGAAAUGGGAGGUUUGUUGAACAAGGAUCGUAAAAUAAACAACAGACAAUGUUCAGAUAUCUUGGAAAAAACAGUAACAGCCACCUGUCAUCAAGUCAACUAG